Tilletiopsis washingtonensis is the source of this 180-nucleotide messenger RNA. RefSeq lists its product as hypothetical. The record is from RefSeq and is a predicted model, not a curated record. The transcript is spliced from 3 exons. NCBI's taxonomy places the organism in Eukaryota, Fungi, Basidiomycota, Exobasidiomycetes, Entylomatales. The coding region runs from base 1 to 180 and encodes 59 amino acids.
AUGGUUCUUUUCAAGGAGGGCGACGUCGUUGAGUACCGCCCCUUUGGCGGCGAGGUCAAGGAGGGCAAGAUCGACAAGAUCGAGGCCAAGACGGGCGGCCACGUCGAGAUCACGUACUUCGUGAACGACGACAAGCUCAUCUCGUGCCAGAUCAUCGGCAUCAAGAAGAACGCCGCAUGA